Molecule: messenger RNA, 715 nt
Organism: Caenorhabditis sp. 36 PRJEB53466
Lineage: Eukaryota; Metazoa; Nematoda; Chromadorea; Rhabditida; Rhabditidae
Source: the annotation of a GenBank genome assembly
AUGUCCGGAGCCGCCAAGAGGGUAGCUACGUCUUCCGUCAACUGGUCCAAGCUCGGUAAGGUUUUAUUCGCAAAUGACGACGUAAGAAAUGUUUCAGCUGAGCGCUUGGUCCCGGAGCACGCUGCCGAGCUCACCCGCGUCAAGGGAGUCAGUGGAACUUUCCAAUCCACCGUCAGCCAGCUCCCGGCCGAUCUCCCAAAGGUCGACUUUGCCGCUCUGAAGAAGGCUCUCCCGGCUCACUCUGCCAUUCUCGACUCGCUCCAGAAGCAGUACGAGGCUGUCAAGAUCCCAUAUGGAGAGGUUCCAUCCGAUUACUUGAAGGAGGUUGACCAAUGGGUUGAUUACAACAACGCCCGCAUCAAGCUUCACGACAUCAAGGUCGCUGACGGACUCCAGGAGGCCAAGAAGGUAUGAUAUUGGAAUAUUGAACGAGUCAGUUCAUUUUUGUUUUUCUUUCAGGUUGAGGAGAAGUGGGCCAAGGCUCCACCAGUUGAACACUUCGACCGUCAACACUUUGUCGAGUACUUCCCAGCUCACUUCUACGAUCUUCGCUAUCAGAACAGAAUUCCGGAUCCAUGCAACAUCGGACUCAACGAGACUCCGGAGAUUGAGAACAGAUUCAAGGACUACAAGGUAAGAAUGAGUGUUCGCAGCUGAUUCAUCGUUUUAUCAACUUCAGGUUCUCCGACGUGCCGACAAGGUCGACGACCAUUAA